AUGGACCUAAAACUUAAAGAUCGUGAGUUCUGGUACAGUCUUCACGGCCAGGUCCCAGGGCUUCUGGACUGGGACAUGGGGAAUGAGUUAUUUCUGCCUUGUACCACAGACCAGCAACCCUUAGCAGAGCAGCACCUUGCCAAAUACAGACUCCGAGUAAUGGAGCCCCCAGAGAUGCCUCAGGAGAAGAGACCCAGUCCUGACAAAGAUGGUCCUCACUGUGAACCCAACCUGUGGAUGUGGGUGAACCCCAACAUCGUGUGCCCCCUCGGCAGCAAGGAGGCCCCAAAGCCCAGUAAAAAAAAGGAUCUGAAAAGCAUGCCUCCUUCCCCUGAGCUCCCUCUAAAGGAUGAAGAGUCAAACUGCUCAGAGGCCACAGUGGUGGAGUCCCUGCCAUCUUCCUCAAGUGAGCAGUCUCCCUUACAGAAGCGGUUCAUCUCUUCCCCUAGUGACUGGGACACAGAAGAGGAGACUGAGGAACAAGAGGACAAUUCUUCUGUGGCCCUCCAGCCUCCUAACAAAAGGGAGUGCUUCCAGAGCCAGAAGCUGUGGCCAAUCAACAGCCAGGAGAGGAGGUCCUGGCCACGGCCUCCUCUCAAUUACAGCCACCUAAUUGCCCUAGCGUUAAAAAACAGCCCCCCCUGUGGCCUCAGUGUGCAAGAGAUCUACAAUUUCACCCGACAGCAUUUCCCCUUUUUCUGUACUGCUCCAGAUGGCUGGAAAAACACUAUUAACCACAACCUCUGCUUCCUGGGCAGCUUCGAGAAGACGCCAGUAAGCCCUCAGGAUGGGGCCAAUGCAAAACCUCGCUCUUGCCUCUGGAGGCUCACUGAGGAGGGACACCGCUGCUUUCAGGAGGAGACUCGUUCUUUAGCCUCCGCUCGGAGGGAGAGCAUCCAACAGUGCAUGAGCCAGCCAGAGGUGAUGACCUCCCUCUUUGACCUUUGA
Propithecus coquereli (Coquerel's sifaka) is the source of this 948-nucleotide messenger RNA. It is a transcript of the gene FOXR2, whose product is annotated as forkhead box R2. The transcript has a single exon. The coding region runs from base 1 to 948 and encodes 315 amino acids. The record is from RefSeq and is a predicted model, not a curated record. Gene Ontology annotation, molecular function: DNA-binding transcription factor activity; sequence-specific double-stranded DNA binding. NCBI's taxonomy places the organism in Eukaryota, Metazoa, Chordata, Mammalia, Primates, Indriidae. Gene Ontology annotation, cellular component: nucleus. Gene Ontology annotation, biological process: regulation of DNA-templated transcription.